Callithrix jacchus (white-tufted-ear marmoset) is the source of this 7529-nucleotide messenger RNA. RefSeq names its product transmembrane channel like 6 (gene TMC6). The record is from RefSeq and is a predicted model, not a curated record. Gene Ontology annotation, molecular function: mechanosensitive monoatomic ion channel activity. NCBI's taxonomy places the organism in Eukaryota, Metazoa, Chordata, Mammalia, Primates, Cebidae. Gene Ontology annotation, cellular component: plasma membrane.
GGAGAUAACCAGGCUCCCCCAGCGUGGGUCGGGGAGAGUCAGCAGGAGGCUUGCAGUUGGGGCGGGGGGUUUCCCAAUCUGGUGUGAAAGACUGUGUUCCUCGGGCUUUCAGUGGCAUCUUACAUGGAUGAUCCCUAACCAUGGGAAGCAGAUGGGUCUGGAAUUAUCGUCCCUUUUUGGAACUUGGGGAAACUGAGUCUCACAAAAACUGGGGACUUCCGCCAGGGACUCGGAUGAAUCCAGACACUCGGCCCCCCUCACCCGGCUCAGACCUCAGAAUGCGGUGCGAGGAGGGGUCGCAAGUUGGCAGAGGAGGAAGGCACAGUCGCCGCGGGGCGCCCGGAGGAGGGAAGGGGGCGCCGCAGGCGGGACCACGUGACAGCCAAGGCCCAUCGCCACGUGGGCCGGGCGGUGCAGCUCAACCCGGCCCCGCCGGACCUGCGUCGGCCCAUUGGCCCCCUGGGGUCCUUUGCCGCUCCUUCCCACUGACCCCGCGGCCCCUCCCUCGGUUCCCGGCGGCCCUGGCGGGGCACAGAUGGGCAGCAAGAGGCUCCGGAGGCAGUGUCCAGGCUCUGAGCUGGCCUAGGUCUGCAGACUGGCGGGGCGUUGGCCGUGGACAUGGCCCAACCACUGCCCUUUGUCCUCGAUGUCCCUGAGACCCCAGGGGACCAGGGCAGCCAGGAGCCCAGUCCCUAUGAUGAGAGCGAAGUACAUGACUCCUUCCAGCAGCUCAUCCAAGAGCAGAGCUGGCGGGCGGCCCAGGAGGGGCUGGAGCUGCAGCAGAGAGCGAGGCAGGCCGCAGGGAGUGGCCAGCACACACUCUUGGGGUCUGAGGGCACCCACAGCGCAGCCACCCUCCGCAUCCUGGCCAGCAUGCCCAGCCGCACCAUUGGCCGCAGCCGGGGCGCCAUCAUCUCCCAGUACUACAACCGCACGGUGCAGCUUCGGCGCCGGAGCAGCCGGCCCCUGCUCGGGAACUUGGUGCGCUCUGCCCGGCCCAGCCUCCGCAUGUAUGACCUGGAGCUGGACCCCAGGGCCCAGGAGGAGGAGGAGAAGCAGAGCCUCCUGGUGAGGGAGCUCCAGAGCCUGGCGGUGGCGCAGCGGGAUCACAUGCUUCGAGGGAUGCCCUUAAGCCUGGCUGAGAAACGCAGCCUGCGAGAGAAGAGCCGGACCCCAAGGGGGAAGUGGAGGGGCCAGCGGGGCCACGGCAGCAUCUUCUCCUGCUGUGGCUGGCUCAGAUAUGCCUGUGUGCUGACCUUGCACAGCCUGGGGCUGGCGCUGCUCUCCAGCCUGCAGGCUCUGACGCCGUGGCGCUAUGCCCUGAAGCGCAUUGGGGGCCAGUUCGGCUCCAGCGUGCUCUCCUACUUCCUCUUUCUCAAGACCCUGCUGGCUUUCAACGCCCUCCUGCUGCUGCUGCUGCUGGCCUUCAUGGUGGGCCCGCAGGCUGCCUUCCCGCCCGCCCUGCCGGGCCCUGUCCCCGUCUGCACAGGCCUGGAGCUCCUCACAGGCGCGGGCUGCUUCACCCACACUGUCAUGUACUAUGGUCACUACAGUAACGCCACGCUGAACCAGCCGUGUGCUGGACCCCUGGAGGGUGGCCGGUGCUCACCCGGGGCGGGCAGCCUGCCCUACAACAUGCCCCUGGCCUACCUCUUCACCGUGGGCGUGGGCUUCUUCAUCACCUGCAUCACUCUGGUGUACAGCAUGGCUCACUCUUUUGGGGAGAGCUACCGGGUGGGCAGCACCUCUGGCAUCCAUGCCAUCACCGUCUUCUGCUCCUGGGACUACAAGGUGACGCAGAAGCGGGCCUCCCGCCUCCAGCAGGACAACAUUCGCACCCGGCUGAAGGAGCUUCUGGCCGAGUGGCAGCUGCGGCAGAGCCCCAGGAGUGUGUGCAGGAGGCUGCGGCAGGCAGCCGCACUGGGGCUCACGUGGCUGCUGUGUCUGGGGACAGCGCUUGGCUGCGCUGUGGCCGUCCACGUCUUCUCCGAGUUCAUGAUCCAGAGUCUGGAGGCUGCUGGCAAGGAGGCUGCGCUGCUGGUCUUGCCCCUGGUGGUUGGCCUCCUCAACCUGGGGGCCCCCUACCUGUGCCGCAUCCUGGCUGCCCUGGAGCCGCAUGACUCCCCGGUGCUGGAGGUGUACGUGGCCAUCUGUAGGAAUCUCAUCCUCAAGCUGGCCAUCCUGGGGACACUGUGCUACCACUGGCUGGGCCGCAGGGUGGGCGUCCUGCGGGGCCAGUGCUGGGAGGACUUUGUGGGCCAGGAGCUGUACCGGUUCCUGGUGAUGGACUUCAUCCUCAUGCUGCUGGACACGCUUUUCGGGGAACUGGUGUGGAGGAUUAUCUCUGAGAAGAAGCUGAAGAGGAGGCGGAAGCCUGAGUUUGACAUUGCCCGGAAUGUGCUGGAGCUGAUUUAUGGGCAGACUCUGACCUGGCUGGGGGUGCUCUUCUCGCCCCUCCUCCCUGCUGUGCAGAUCAUCAAGCUGCUGCUUGUCUUCUACAUCAAGAAGGCCAGCCUUCUGGCCAACUGCCAGGCGCCGCGGCGGCCCUGGCUGGCCUCGCACAUGAGCACCGUCUUCCUCACGCUGCUCUGCUUCCCCGCCUUCCUGGGUACCGCCGUCUUCCUCUGCUACGCCGUCUGGCACGUGAAGCCCUCAGGCAUCUGUGGCCCCUUCCGGACCCUGGACACCAUGUACGAGGCUGGCAGGGUGUGGGUGCGCCACCUGGAGGCGGGGGGCCCCAGGGUCUCCUGGCUGCCCUGGGUGCACCAGUACCUGGUGGAAAACACCUUCUUCGUCUUCCUGGUGUCGGCGCUGCUGCUGGCCGUGAUCUAUCUCAACAUCCAGGUGGUGCGGGGCCAGCGGAAGGUCAUCUGUCUGCUCAAGGAGCAGAUCAGCAAUGAGGGGGAGGACAAAAUCUUCUUAAUCAACAAGCUUCACUCCAUCUACGAGAGGAAGGAGAGGGAGGAGAGGAGCAGACGCUGUCCUCCAAACCCUUACGGUCCCUCUCUGGAUGGAACAUACGCCUGCCACUGCUGGUUUGACAGCAUGAUCACUGCUUGUGAUCUGUUGAACCCACCUUGCCAACCUCACAAAGGACAGUACUGGUUGCUUAUGGCAGGGAAGUGGAAGAACUUGCCCUGGGUAUUUCUGGAGUUUGUGUGUGUGCUUGUCAGUCUUGUGUCAGCCAGAGGCUGUGGGGCCCAGUGAUCUCAUCAACAGGAACCUAAGUGACCUGUGAACAUGUGCUGCUGUAGACAGUGAACACCUACAGUAGAUUCACCUAAAGAUUAUCAUCCUUGAGAACGUGUGGGCCUUAUCCAAUCAGCUGAAAGCCUUCAGAGCAAAACUGGAUGUUCCCCAGAGAAGGAAUUCUGCCUCAGAGGGAGGCAUCCAUGCCCACUGUAUGUCCAGCCUGCAGCCCCACGGCUGGGUGAGCCUGUCCUCUUUCCCUAUUUCUGUCUCCUACUGGUUCAGUCUCUGGACUCACUGUGUGGCCCCAGACCCUCCAGCGAGGACCUCCCGUGUUUCUUCAGAGCAGCCCUUGUGUGCUGUAGGCCUGGCUUCAGCUUGUCCCUGGGUACCCUAGGGCAUGAUUCCUGUGUGUGCUGCCUACCGACUGGCACGUUCGGCAUGUUGCAGAGAGGCCAUGCCCGCCCAUGAGCGCAGCCUGACAUGGAAACUGUUCUAGCGGAUGGGAACUUGAUGCUAUUUCUGGACGAACGACAAGGCUCCUCGAUGCCACUGCUUCUCGGCCUUGGCUGCGUGAUGGAAUCCACUGGGGAGUUUUUGAAAACACUGGUACUCACUGGAGGCAGUGGCUGCUGCUAUCUAUAAUUGCAGCUGCUUCAGAGCUGAGGCGUAGGAUUGCUUGAGCCCAGAAGUUCUGGUUUGUUUUUUGAGACAGUCUUACUCUGUUGCCCAGGCUGGAGUCUAGUCCCGUGAUCUCGGUUCCCUGCCUCAGCCUCCCGAGUAGCUGGGAUUACAGGCUUGGGCCACCACACCUGGUUGAUUUUUGUACAGUAGAGAUGGGGUUUCACUGUGAUGGUUAAGCUGGUCUCAAUCUCCUGACCUCAAGUGAUCCGCCUGCCUUGGCCUCCCGAAGUGCUGGGAUUACAGGUGUGAGCCACUGUGCCCACUGAGCUGUUUUUAAUCCAGCAUGGGCAACAGCAGGACCUGUCUCAAAACAAACAAAAAACUCUGGUGCCUGAGGCCCACCCCCAGUUGAUUUGGAUGUGAAUUAUCUGCCAGGCACGGGGGCGCAUGCCUGUAAUUCCAGCACUUUGGGAGGCCAAGGUGGGUGGAUCACGAAGUCGGGAGUUGAAGACCAGCCUGGCAUGGUGAAACCUGGUCUCUGCCAAAGAUACAAAAAUUAGCCAGGCGUGGUGGCAGGCACCUGUAAUCCCAGCUACUUGGGAUGCUGACACAGGAGAAUCGCUUGAACCCAGGAGGUGGAGGUUGCAGUGAGCCUAGGCCGUGCCACUGCACUCCACCCUGGGUGACAGAGCAAGACUCUCAGGCCAAGGUUGAGAACCCCUGCUCUGGGCCCCAUCCAAGCACCAGGUUGUCACAAACGCACGCACACACUCACAUCUGUGGGCUUGGGGGGGCUUCAGAAACGUGCUUGUUUUUUUGAGACAGGGUCUCGCUCUGUUGCCCAUCCUGGAGUGCAGUGGCUUGAUCAUAGCUCACUGCAGCCUUGACCUCCUGGGCUCAGGUGAUUGUGCCUCAGCCUCCCAAGUGGCUGCUUCUGGUUUUCAUGAUGACCUGGGGGCCAGGCACUCUACACUUGCUACUGUUCGGGGCCAGUCCUGCACUAGGAAGGCCCAUCAGCCAUAGCUCCUCCGAGAAGCAUUGAUGUGCAGAGCCAGGCAGCUUUGUUUCCACCUGGAUCCUGCGCAGGGUUUUUUUUUCUUGGUCGAUGUGUAGAUACCACACUCCCGCACCGGAUCUUUGUGGGAUGACCCACUGCCUCUGUUGUCCCUCCUCACCAAACACAGUCUGGGCUCACCAUGAUGCCUCAUCUGUUGGCUUCUCCUCCCGCAUUUGAACAGCCUUCUCUGCAUACCACACUGCUAGCCACUGGACACCGUGCUUUCUACCUUUACCGUUCUGUCAUGGUAUUGCCAAAUUAGUUAAAACACAAAACGGAGGCUGGGCACGGUGGCUCAUGCCUGUAUUCCCAGAAGUCCGAGACCAGCCUGGGCAACAUGGUACAAAAAUAAAAAAUGAAAUGAGCUGGGUGGGGUGGCGCAUGCAUGCCCGUGGUCCCAGCUACCUGGGAGGCUGAGGUGGGAGGGCUGCUUGAACUCGGGAGGUCAAGGCUGCCGUGAGCUGCUAUCACAUCACUGCACUCUAGCCUGGGAGACAGAGAGGCUGUAUUAAACAAAGAUACAAACCACAGAGGGCUACUCUGAACCGGUCAUUAAAAAAAUAAAAAAAUCCACAGAUACAGGUGAAGAACUUGUCAUUUUCCUCAAACCUGCUUUUCACCCACGGUGGAAAUCAUGCUCCAGGGCCACGAGGCCUUUGCAUGGGCUCCCCACGUGGGGCCUUGGCUUGUCCCCUGAGUUCCCAGUCUGUCAAAAUCCAACCUGGUCUCCCAGACCCAGGGCAAAUGCCACCUCCUCCAUGGAGCCUGACACAUCCUUUGCACACUCUCGGGCACUGACUUUGUUCCCCCAGCGCACAUGCAUGGGUACAGCUUGUCCCUGUAGCCACUCAGGCACAAAAUGAACUCUUGUCCAGAGUGCAGAGCUGAGGGUUGCUUCGUCCAGGUUCAACUGCAUUUGAGUUUCAUUCCCAGAUUCCUUCUUUUUCUGGUCUUCAAUUUCUUCUCGGGAUUAGGUCCCACUCAUUGCUUUCCUUUUCAAUUUCCAAGAGGUUGCUCAGAGCCAAGGUACCUGCCUUCCACCAUUGUGGGGGUCAGCCUGUGGUGGGGUGGGGGGGGGUCCCAUUCUUUGGAUGGAGUUGACCCAAAAUGGGCAGGUCCACCUUUGACCUUGCUCUCUGAAGUGGAAACAGAAAAAGACACUUGCUUAGUCUGAGGGGCCACUGGGGUGCUCGGUCUCUCUUCAAAGGCCUGUCUGUAACACCAAUAUCACACCGGUUGCACUGAGAUUCUGGGGUUAGGCUGCUGCUGCCUCAGCACUGACGUUCCACUGUGCUCAUACAAAAAUGAAUGCAUAAGAUGUCCAGGAAACAAAAAAACCCCUCAUGACUCUUCUCUCCAAAGACUUUUUAAGCCCAAAGUGGACCCUAGGCAAAAGUGAGCGGCACUCCUUUGCCAGGACUCCAGGUGGGCCCCAGCCUCCUCUUGCUGCAGUCCAGGACAACAGCAGUUACCAGAUGAACUGACUCGAUGGGCUGUGAGGGUAGAGAGCUAGAAAGCUUGGUUGUGCCUCUCAACAAUUAUUAGUAAGAUUUCAAUAUUUACAGCAAACUCACAAAGCAAGUGACAGAAUAAAGCAAAACAACUGGAAGCCUGCGUUUCCCUCAUGAGACGGAGGCAUGUAGGCUCUGAGGACAUUAUGGCAGGCCAGCUCUCCCAGUUGCAGUGUGCAGAGUGCACAUCCAGUGUCCAUUUUGAAAGACGAAAUACACGUUACUUUGAACAGCCAAGAAAAAAAAUUGCAAUUUAUUAGGAUUCAAUAAAGCGUUGUACUUUUGAAAGCAAAUUUCGAUGCAUGUUCUUCAACAAUCACAUUCUAUGAGAAAAACAUUAAGAGCCACAAACUUGUUUUUUAAUCUCAGAGUUACAGACAAUUAAAUCCAAAAUAAAAGGUCCAAAAAAAAAAAAAAAAAAAAACCUCAAACAAACCCAACAAAACCCCAAAACAAACUAACAUAUUGUUGACUUUCAUCCCCAAUUUUAAAACACCAGGAGUUCUACAGCUCAGUGCUCGCUGGUAGCACAGGAAGUGGUAUGUCGGGUGCACACACGCACACACACGCUCACACGCACAUAUACUGGAUACACAUACGCAGGUGUAUGUCCAUCGAAUAUACAGAAUGCAUGUAAUGGCGAUGAGAUGCGGUCACUGAGGGAGGUCGGCUUGCUGAAGACCCUACUGAACUUGAGAAAAGAAGUCUUGAACCCAGUCCGUGCAUAGUUCAUGGUCUCUAUAAAACCAGCUUUUGUGGAUCUGCAAUCUUGCAGGACUUUUUUUUUUGUAUAUAUUUUUGUAUUGAUAAAACCAUUAAAAAGCUAAUUAAAAAAAAUGUAAUGCACAAGUUUCCUGAUCAAGCAGGCAGGGAGCACAAUGUUCAUAUAUAUAUAUUUUAAAACAUACUUGAGGGUAUGUUAUUCCAUUGUCUUUCUUCCUUGCAAAACAAUCAAAACAUUGAUCAUUCUUAAAACAUAAAGCAAUUUUUAAUAUAUAAAGCACUCUUCAAACAUCUAUUUCUUUUGAGUCCAUUAUUUGGUAAAUAUGUAACUGCUACACAUUAGAGAUUAGGUAUUUUUCUUCUUUGUCUGUUUUUUUUUUUGUUUUCUUUUUUUAAAUUUUUUCAUUUUUUUUUUUUUUUUUUUU